This is a messenger RNA of Ostertagia ostertagi, 435 nucleotides long. Lineage: Eukaryota; Metazoa; Nematoda; Chromadorea; Rhabditida; Trichostrongylidae. The record is from the annotation of a GenBank genome assembly.
GUGGAAAUCGUCACAUUUGGAAACGACUGGAAAGCCGCUUCUACUCAUGGAACCCCGCAACGAGCGCUCAAUUUCGCCGCCAAGACCGCUGGUCGUGGAGAUUUGACGGAGCAGAGUUCACCACGAGUUGGAGCCGCCUUCAAACCAUCUUGUCCUUUGAUCGACUGCACUUUUGAUGACAAUCGAACCGACAAAGUGAUGCAUGCUCUUCGGGGAGUGGCGAUGUCUUCGGCCUGCGUAAUGAACUCGCUUACCGGAGUACCUCAUGAUCUCACAAAAACUGGCUCGUUCAUCUACGCUGGUGGCACUACCGUCUCCCCAGAAGAUACAUUUAUCCUGUCCACUAAACUACCGGUAGAAUUGAAAGAAGCCGCUCGUCUGGACUUUUUCGUCUAUCAAGCAGGGAUAAAAGGGCGUCCUACAAGUAUGUCUUAA